Messenger RNA from Humulus lupulus (European hop), 594 nucleotides. RefSeq lists its product as uncharacterized. The record is from RefSeq and is a predicted model, not a curated record. Bases 1 to 594 code for a protein of 197 amino acids. The transcript has a single exon. NCBI's taxonomy places the organism in Eukaryota, Viridiplantae, Streptophyta, Magnoliopsida, Rosales, Cannabaceae.
AUGGGGCUGCUGGCUACUUCGAUGACAAUCUGUGGUCAAGGGAAUUUACCAAGCACUACUGAGGUAAACCCAAAAGAACAGUGCAAUGUAAUAUCCUUGAGGAGUGGGAAGGAGUUAAAAGAGCCAAAAGUAGCUGAUAAGGAGAAGGAAGUGAGUGGGUCUAAUGUUGCUAAGAAUUUAGUGAAGCAGCCAGAAAGGAGUAUAGAUCACCAUAUGAAGAUCCCAUAUCCUCAAAGGCUUCAAAAUAAUAAGUUUGACAAGCAAUUUUCAAAGUUUUUAGAUGUCUUUCGGAAGCUUCACAUCAACAUUCCUUUUGCCAAAGCACUUGAACAAAUGCCAAGUUAUGUUAAAUUUAUGAAGGAGAUCCUAUCAAAGAAAAGGAAAUUAGAGGAUUAUGAGACAGUGACACUUACUGAGGAGUUCAGUACGAUACUUCAAAAGAAGCUACCUCCCAAGCUUAAAGAUCUUGGUAGUUUCAAUAUCCCAUCUUCUAUAGGGGGUUCAGUAGAAACAAAGGCUUUAUGUGAUUUAGGGACCAGUGUGAAUUUAAUGCCUCUAUCUAUUUUUAGAAAGUUAAAAUUGGGAGAGGCUUGA